Trichobilharzia szidati is the source of this 1413-nucleotide messenger RNA. The record is from the annotation of a GenBank genome assembly. NCBI's taxonomy places the organism in Eukaryota, Metazoa, Platyhelminthes, Trematoda, Strigeidida, Schistosomatidae.
UUUAGAUAUUGUCGACCAUCAUGAUACACAAGAAAAGAUGCAUUUAGUUGGUCAACAGCUCAUUAAUGAAUGGCAGAACUCUGAAAUGGCUCAACGGGUGCUCGAAGAAGUUAGCUCAAUAGCCAACCGAUUAGAGGAACAUGAAAAUGGUACGAAUAAAUUCAAAGAUCGUUCAGUGGAUAUUUCAUUUGCAGCGCCAUAUUUCAGACAAGUGCAUAAAGUAUGCUGGAGAACAACGCUGAAUCUAUUAAGAGAUCCAUUGGCAUCUGUAAUACAAACAAUUGUAUAUUUAUUUUUUGCAUUAUCAAUGGGUAUAGUCUAUUUUCAAAUGAAUGAUUCCUUAGAAUCUGGUAUACAAAAUCGUACUGGACUAUUCUUUUUCUGUACACUACAAGUGAUAUUUGUAAAUUUGGCGACAAUUGAAUUGUUUAUUAAAGAACGUGCACUUUUUAUACAUGAAAGUUCAAGUGGUUAUUAUCAAGUUUCUGUAUAUUUUUUUUCAAAAAUUCUCUGUGAUAUAUUACCAACUAAAGUAUUGCCUAUAAUCUUAUUUAUGCCAAUAUGUUAUUGGAUGGCUGGAUUACAGCGGACUUUUGAAGCGUUUAUGUUUUUUGAAUUAAUUCUAUGCCUUACAACACUGGCUGCAGCAGCAAUAGCUUUAUUCAUUUCAGCAACUGUCACUGUUUUUGGAUUAGCUAAUGCUAUCCUAUCAAUUAUGUAUGUAUUUAUGAUGGCCUUUUCUGGUUACCUAAUCAACUUGAAAUCUAUGGCAGUUUGGCUUAGUUGGCUCCGUUAUUUUUCAUUAUUUCGUUACAGUAUGGGAGGUUUAUUGGCCAUGGAGAUGACUCCACUUAGAUUCUGUCCUAUGGAUACAUCAAAUACAACAAUUCAGAGACAAUGUCAAAACGGUACAACAUACUUGGAGGAUCAAGAGAUUCCUUACAAAACUACAUGGGAUUUAUGGUAUAAUGUAUUUGGACAAGUUGUUAUAAUGGUCAUUUUUUACAUACUUUGUUAUGUUCAACUUCGACUACUCAACAAAUAUAAGUAGUAAAUUGCCCACUUCUAAACAAAGUAUUUUACUAAUCAUUCAACACAUCAAACAGUUCAUAAAAAAUUCAAACGGAGGAAGAUGUUUUCGAAAUUCUAAGCCAAUUUAACACUGUCAACAUAUUCAUACUAUUUCUUGAAGUAUCCUGUUUAUCAGCUUUGCAAGCAAACGAAAAACUGACCGGUUCGAUGUGAAACCUAAUUUAAAUACAAGUGGAACCGCAAACUUAUGUAUAUAAAUAACCUUACUCAUCUAUGUGGAUGCUGUUUGAUUCCCCCCGAAUUUAUUUUGUUGAUACACACAUCUCACAUUCUAUGUAUUUUUUGUCUCUUUACAAUAGUGUUCACAUAAAGAAGAAAAAC